CGGUCCGAAAUCCGACAGAACGGCCGCCGGGAAAAGACAUUUGAAGCGCUACUCACAUCCGGAACUUCUGUUCGCGGCACAACCCAGGGCCACUUCUUUACUCGAGACCCGGCAGCAAAUUUCCCCUGGCCACAGCCACAACUUUAUCCGACGCCAUGUGAACAAGUGUCCUUGCUGGAAGAUGCGGAAAAUGCUGGAAACCUCCGCAAGCUCUUCCGUAUGAUUCGUUCGGCGGAAGCCUCUUGUCAGCGAAAUUAUCAAGGACCAGAAUGGCUCCCUGAUAUCCAGCAAAGCACAACCUUUGAACCGCUAGGCAGAGUAAUUCAAACAGCAAUCCAGUUGGCCCCCUCUUCAGUCCGGAAUUUCGGCCUCCAACAGAAAGAAGUGUCCGAAUGUAUAACUCUACUGAAGCGUUAUCGUGCUCCUGGUGUUGACCUCCUACCUACUCUGUUCAAGGAUAGCGGUGUGUGUCUCAGCCAGUGCCUGUGUGGCCGAUUUGGGUCUAUCUGGGAGAAAAAGACCGUCCCAGACAACGUUUUUGGUCUUCUUGUUUUUGGGUUUGACGUUAGCACAACCGACUGGCAUGCAGAAGUGGGCGAGCUGGGGAUGUUGAAGCUUCCUAAUUUCUCGGUAUUAAGAAGACUCGGGCGAGGGUCUUAUGGAGAAGUUUACCUUAUCAGGAAACAGGUGACUGACUCUCACAAGGAUGCAUGCUCCCAGGGAUCUGAUCAGUUGAUUGCUGUAAAAUGUAUCCCGAGACAGAAGUUGAGCAAGCGAGGUGAAGAUAACCUGGUUUCAGAAAUAUCGAUUCUGCAGAAAUUGAGCCAUCCACAUAUUGUACGAAUGUUGGACUUUUCGUGGGAUGACCGCAGUGUGUUCUUGUUUAUGGAAUACUGCGCAGGAGGCGACUUAAGUGAUUUUCUGCAUGCGAAAAAUCGCCUUCCUGAACCGUUGGUGCGACGAUUCCUUCGGCAAAUGGCACUUGCAUUACAGUACUUGAAGGAGAAGAAUAUUAUUCACAUGGAUUUGAAGCCCCAGAACAUUCUACUCACCUCAAGCACGAACCCGGUCCUAAAAGUUACAGAUUUUGGUUUCGCCAAACGUACAAAGGACACCAUUCAGUUGAAUGAGCUCCGUGGUACAUUACUAUACAUGGCUCCAGAAGUCUACUGUGAGGGUAUAUACCAUCCGUCCUGUGACCUCUGGUCGAUCGGUAUCAUACUUUUUGAAUGCCUUUUUGGAAAUCCUCCUUACGCCUCGGAAGAUUCUAAACAGCUCAAAGCCAAACUUCUGACUGCUAAACCUAUUGUGAUUCCGUCAGACCCUCGAAUCAGUGCAAACUGCGCUGCUUUGCUGCGUGGUCUUCUCAAACGGAACCCAGAGGAACGGAUGAAUCAUACGGAAUUUUUCGAACAUCCAUUUGUCGAUAUUAAACACGCCCCUUCGGCUGAAAGUUUGGAUAAGGCGCUCAGUCAUUUAGAAAAGGCCCGAAUGUUGGAGAAAAAGAAUGAUUUGGAAGCAGCCUAUGAGUACUACACUCACGGUUUAGCGCAUCUUGUUUCAGCCGUGGAAUAUGAAACCUCCACCUCUCAAAGAGAACUCUUAAAGCAGUUGGCUUCACAAUACUUUACACAGGCUGAAGCUGUCAAGACUCGGUUGAAAGUAGAGGGUUCCCGUACCGGUAAUUCUGUCCCACCCAGACCGCCACCCCCAUGGAAACGAGGUCAGAAUCGUCACAGCUGUCAAACGGAAACGUCCGUUCAUCCCAAGAAUGUUCCGACAGUUGCGGGAACUGAAAAGCGUAUCAAUACCUCCGCUUCGCUCGCCAGAGCUCAGAUGGUUCCACCGGCGACUCCUCCAACACCUCAAAUUUCAUCACAAAUGGGUAGCGAAUUGGAUAGCGAGUCAACACCCUCAUCCCCUUCGAGUGGUCUACUGACCUAUCUGAAGAGCUUGUUUAUCGCUUCGCAUGGCUGUGGAUCCGAACAAUCAGCAGGGUUGACGGCGGAGACUCAAACACCGGGGAAACAACAGGCCUCCACUCAUCCAUCCUCAUCCGAAGUCUCGUCACAACCACCACCUUUCACUCAAUGUCCGAAGACAGAUCCAGUUGGUCAACCUAUCAUAGCCUCACGUGAAGUCGCCCAGACAUCCGAACAAGGGCCGUCGCACACUCGCGGUUCCACUUCGUCAGGCAAAAAGCUCACACUUUCCACAAAGGAGGUUCACAUGAAAAACCGAGCACCGAAGCAACGAUUCCCCGUCCCCUCCGCAACCCUGGAUCCGUUAAAUUAUCCGUUAGACAAAGCUAGCCACCUUGACGAAGGGCGGCAAGCUUGCUCGCUCCCCUCAUUUUGUCCUCCUGCAACUACCGGUUCUCCGAGUGCAUCUGCUUCAUGUUCUGGCACCACCUCAUCCGUCUGUCAUGAAGAAGCAGGUGGCCUGGUGUGCAAGCCAAUCCGUGCAACAAACAAAAGUAGACCCCGCCGGAAUCUGUGGGUUCGAGCUUUUCACCUUUUAUCGAAUCGGCUGAAGUUCAAACUUAAACCUUGGAGGGUUGUCGACUAUCCCGCUCAGUCGAAUUCGGACCAACCGGUUGGCUUCUCGUCGUCUAGCUCAACUCUCAGGCUUAGUUCUGGGAUGGCCGCACCAUAUGAUUCUGCCAGUGAUGCUCCAAACGCCCAACUGGAACGUUCUAAAUCACGGUGGUCAGGUCGUGUCGCUCACUCUGAGACACUUGUUUGCCCCACUAUCACGAAAAGUCCACCACCUACCCGAGAUAUGUCAUCUGUUGAUCCUGAAGAGAAACCGCUCCGCUCACAAGAAGGUUCUUCACUUCGUAGGAUGCAACGAGUCAGAGCACUCAGUAUGGACAUCAAUUCCUCUCCGUGCACCCAUCCGGAUGAUGUGGAUUCAAAUGUCGCUUCAGCCCCCACUUACGCACAGCAAAUGGCUCUGCUGGCUGACACGGCACGACUGUUCGAACUGAAAGCAAUGUGCGCUGAUUCGGAUACAAACUGCUUGCAGUUAAUUGAAUGGUUAGAGGAAUUCUACUCCCUACUUCGAACCGGUCGACUGCAUCAAGCACUGAAACACUCUGAAGAUAACUUCGCCGAGUAUUUACAAAUAGCGAAAGCCGAUACCAACGACGCCCGUCGAAGUUCCUUCCUAAAGGAGUUGAAACUCGUCUUGGAUCUGAUGGAAAGCGGUAAACAGCAACAAACAGCAGUCUCGAACGAGUCUCCUCACUCUACUGAACGGCACUCUGUGUCACCAGUUCCCGAAGAAGUUGGUGUUGAGGUUACCCCUGAAGCUGGUAAGUCAAUCGUUGAUAAAUAUUUACGCACAAUUUUAUGUUCAGGUCCCUCCGUUAUUUUGUCGCAACCACCUCGAAUACACAAGGGAACACUAAAUUAUUCAGUCAGUCAGUUG
Molecule: messenger RNA, 3432 nt
Organism: Opisthorchis viverrini
Lineage: Eukaryota; Metazoa; Platyhelminthes; Trematoda; Opisthorchiida; Opisthorchiidae
Exons: 20
Biological process (GO): autophagy; peptidyl-serine phosphorylation; protein autophosphorylation
Cellular component (GO): cytoplasm; autophagosome
Molecular function (GO): ATP binding; protein serine/threonine kinase activity
Source: RefSeq, a predicted model, not a curated record